CCUACAGCCAUGGCCACCACCGUAAGCUCCAGUGUGAGCACUGGCAGCUCAGACCUGGCUUCUCUGUCCCAGAACAUCAACAAUGCAGCUGACAUCUCUGUCAUUGUCAUCUAUUUUGUGGUGGUGCUAGCUGUUGGAAUAUGGGCAAUGCUGAAGACGAACCGAAGCACUGUUGGCGGCUUCUUCCUGGCAGGUCGAGCUAUGACCUGGUGGCCAAUGGGUGCCUCCAUGUUUGCAAGCAACAUUGGCAGUGGCCACUUUGUGGGCCUGGCUGGGACAGGUGCAGCUUCAGGAAUCGCCGUGACAGCAUUUGAAUCACACUCGUUCCUCUUGUUGCUGCUCCUGGGGUGGUUUUUUGUGCCCAUCUACAUCAAGGCAGGGGUGAUGACCAUGCCGGAAUACCUCAGGAAGCGGUUCGGUGGGCAGCGGCUCCAGAUCUACCUCUCGGUCCUCUCCCUCUUCAUCUCGGUGAUUCUGAAUAUCCCAUCCAAUAUAUUUUCUGGAGCCAUAUUCAUAAAGCUGGCUUUCGGGUUGGACCUUUACCUGGCGAUCUUCAUCCUUUUGGCUAUCACGGCUGUUUUCACAAUCACGGGUGGCUUGGCAUCUGUGAUUUACACUGAUACCUUCCAGGCCAUUAUCAUGCUGGUUGGAUCUUUCAUCCUCAUGGUGUUUGCAUUUAUUGAAGUCGGAGGCUAUGAGAGCUUCACAGAGAAGUACAUGAACGCCAUCCCCUCUGUAAUCCAGGGGGACAACCUGACCAUCAGCUCCAAGUGCUACACUCCUCAGCCGGACUCCUUCCACAUCUUCCGAGAUGCUGUCACUGGAGACAUUCCAUGGCCGGGAACUGCAUUUGGAAUGAUUAUUACGGCUAUGUGGUACUGGUGCACAGACCAGGUCAUUGUACAGCGCUGCUUAUGUGGCAAGAACAUGUCCCACGUGAAGGCUGCCUGCAUAGUGUGUGGGUACCUGAAGAUACUGCCCCUGUUCUUCAUGGUGAUGCCAGGGAUGAUCAGCCGCAUUCUGUACACAGAUAUGGUGGCCUGUGUUGUGCCUUCUGAGUGUGUAAAGCAAUGUGGUGUUGACAUUGGCUGCACCAACUAUGCCUACCCAAUGUUGGUGCUGAAGCUGAUGCCCAUGGGACUUCGAGGCCUGAUGCUGUCAGUGAUGGUGGCCUCUCUCAUGAGCUCCCUGACCUCCAUCUUCAACAGCUCCAGCACCCUCUUCACCGUGGACCUCUACACCAAGAUCAGGAAGAAGGCGUCUGAGAGAGAGCUCCUGAUAGCCGGACGGCUGUUUGUCGCUGUGUUGAUUGUCACCAGCAUCCUGUGGGUCCCCAUCGUAGAAGUAUCUCAGGGUGGACAGCUGAUCCACUAUACAGAGUCCAUCUCUAGCUACCUGGGGCCUCCUAUCGCAGCUGUCUUCGUGCUCGCCAUCUUCUGUAAAAGAGUCAAUGAACAAGGAGCAUUCUGGGGUCUGAUGGCUGGACUCUUAUUGGGCCUUAUCCGUAUGAUCGCAGAGUUUUCUUACGGGACAGGGAGUUGCCUGGUCGCCAGUAACUGUCCCACGAUCAUCUGUGGAGUGCACUAUCUAUACUAUGCCAUCAUUCUCUUCUUCGUGUCUAUGUUGGUUGCCCUGGGAGUUUCUUUCCUAACAAAACCCAUCCCUGAUGUACACCUGUAUCGCCUGUGCUGGACUCUCCGGAACAGUGAAGAGGAAAGAAUCGAUUUAGAUGCAGAGGAGAAAGGGGAGGAAGACACUGAUGACAGGAAUGAAGACGAUCAAACGGAGAAACCUCGUGGAUGUCUCAAGAAGACUUAUGAUUUAUUCUGUGGUUUGCAAAAAACAGAGCCCAAGCUAACUAAAGAAGAGGAAGAAGUCUUGAAAAAGAAACUCACAGACACCACAGAGGAGCCCUUCUGGAGGAAUGUCAUGAACACCAAUGCCAUCGUCCUCCUGGCGGUGGCGGUUUUUUUCUAUGGCUAUUUUGGCUGAGCUCUAUUUCACCCUCAGCAACACAACUCGAUGUAAUUUUCUCCUCUGUAUUCUGUUAGGACUUUGAUUUUUAUAUACCAUUGCUUCUUAAAAUUUUUUCAAACACUACCACUUACACAGAGGUAACUUUUAUAUAAAUAUAAAUUAUUUUACAUAGAUUAGAUCAUAUAUUCAUGUUUAUAACAGUGAUAUUUUAUGGGUAUUUUCUACUUUAUAGGAUUUUUAACUAUUUCAAUAACUAUCACAUAAUAUACAUAUUGUAAUUUAAUAAACAUCAUAUCUCCAGUUUUUCUACUUCUAUUUUACAAAGAACACUAUGGUCAUUGACUACGCAUUUAUUUAUUUUUUUAAUUUAUUUCUUCUUAUCUCAUACAACAUAUUCCAACUACAGUUUCCCCUACCUUGAUUUCUCCCAGCUCCUUCUUCCCCUCUCCCACAGAUCCACUUCUCUGAUUUCCUUCAGAAAAGAGCAGGCGUCUUAGGGAUAUCAACCGAACAUGGCAUGAGAUACAAUAAGACUAAGCACAAAAUCUCAUAUCAAGGCUGGGUGAGGCAAGCCAAUAGGAGAAAGAGACUCCUGAGGCAGGCAAAACAGUCAGAGACAUCACAUCCCACUGUUGGAGUCCCAUGAAAACAUCAUGACAUCAUCAUCAUCAUAGCCAUGGCAUACGCAGAGGACCUAGCACAGAUCCACGCUGACUUCGUGACUGCAGCUUUAGUCUCUGUGAGCCACACAAGCCCUGCUUAGUUGAUGUUUAUGAACCUCGUUCUUAUGGUGUCCUCAACCCCUUCAGCUCCUAAAAUUCUUGCUCCCUCUCUUCCUCAGGGCUCCCUGAGCUCUAAGUUGAAUUUAUCUCAUUUUUCCUUUAAAAUAUUUUUUCAGACAAUAUAGUUCCAUCAUAUUCCUUCGUUUCCUGAAUUCCUCCCAGAUCUUCCACACACCUCUACUCACCCACCAACUGAAUAUCCCAUUUAACCGUGGGGUGAAGAGGCACUUCUGGGCACACAUACCAUGCACACAUGCGUACACACACACACACACACACACACACACACACACAAUGCAUCCGAAUACCCUAUUUAACUGUGGGGUGAAGAGGCACUCCUGGGCACACAUACACACCAGACCCUGUUUUGCAUUUGUUCUGCUUCUGGAUAAUUCCAGCUCCGGAGGGAAGAGAUGCUUCCUGACUUGUUUUACCUUUUAUGACCCAACUUUUAGGUAACAACCUUUAAUGGCUGCAGAGCUAACUGCCACAUGCAGUUUCCCCAUCUGUCAGCGAGUGGCUGACAAUAAAACUGUCAGCAGGACAGGAAGCAUGGUGGCAGGCAGACAGACACGGUGCUGGAGAGGUAUCUAAGAAUUCUAUACCUGAAAUAUAUAGAAAGUGACCCUGAGCCUCACUUGAGCAUCUGAAACCUCUAAGUCUACCCCCAGUGACAAACUUCUUCCAACAAGGCCACACCUACUCCAAC
Molecule: messenger RNA, 3468 nt
Organism: Alexandromys fortis (reed vole)
Lineage: Eukaryota; Metazoa; Chordata; Mammalia; Rodentia; Cricetidae
Product: solute carrier family 5 member 4A
Exons: 15
Coding region: 10-1992 (660 amino acids)
Biological process (GO): transmembrane transport; sodium ion transport
Cellular component (GO): plasma membrane
Molecular function (GO): D-glucose:sodium symporter activity
Source: RefSeq, a predicted model, not a curated record